AUGUCGACGGUGAGAAAGAUCACUCUGAAAAGCUCCGAUGGCGAGACUUUCGAAGUUGACGAGGUGGUGGCUCUCGAGUCGCAGACCAUUAAGCACAUGAUUGAAGACGACUGUGCUGAUGAUGGUAUCCCUCUUCCGAACGUCACCAGUAAGAUCCUCUCCAAAGUAAUUGAGUACUGCAAAAAGCAUACCGACGCUGCUGCUAAAUCCGAAACCACCGACGCCGCUUCUGCUACUACCGUCGCUUCCGCCUCUAGUGACGAUGAUCUCAAGAAUUGGGAUUCUGAGUUUAUCAAAGUCGAUCAGAGCACCCUCUUCGAUCUUAUCCUGGCUGCUAACUACUUGAAUAUCAAGGGAUUGUUGGACUUGACCUGCCAGACCGUUGCCGAUAUGAUUAAAGGAAAAACCCCGGAAGAAAUCCGCAAGACUUUCAAUAUCAAGAACGACUUCACGCCUGAGGAAGAAGAAGAGGUUCGCCGUGAGAAUCAAUGGGCCUUUGAAUGA
This is a messenger RNA of Arabis nemorensis, 504 nucleotides long. NCBI's taxonomy places the organism in Eukaryota, Viridiplantae, Streptophyta, Magnoliopsida, Brassicales, Brassicaceae. The record is from the annotation of a GenBank genome assembly.